AUGGCAGGCAGUAAGUUGGUUCUGGAAGGCAGAGUGAGUCUAAAGAGCUUCGCUUUGGGGCUCAGCGUGCUGCUGAUCCCGCUCAUCCGGACCUGGUUCGGACACCUGGACUGGGUCUUCGAUUAUCUGACAGAAACCUCCGGGAAAAUAGCCAUUUGCGUCCAUAUAGCGGCCAUUAACGGCCUCUUGCUGCUGGUGUACAGAGGACCUCUUUACAAGGUGGCCGUGAGGGCCUGUUUCCUGGGGGCCACUUUCGGCUGUGGGUUGAUCAUCAGCUUCUCUGAGACCACCUGGACGCAUUUUGGCUGGUAG
This is a messenger RNA of Menidia menidia (Atlantic silverside), 312 nucleotides long. Lineage: Eukaryota; Metazoa; Chordata; Actinopteri; Atheriniformes; Atherinopsidae. The record is from the annotation of a GenBank genome assembly.